Messenger RNA from Paramecium tetraurelia, 1134 nucleotides. RefSeq lists its product as uncharacterized. The record is from RefSeq and is a predicted model, not a curated record. The transcript is spliced from 4 exons. Gene Ontology annotation, biological process: mitotic cell cycle phase transition; regulation of cyclin-dependent protein serine/threonine kinase activity. Gene Ontology annotation, molecular function: cyclin-dependent protein serine/threonine kinase regulator activity. Gene Ontology annotation, cellular component: nucleus; cytoplasm; cyclin-dependent protein kinase holoenzyme complex. NCBI's taxonomy places the organism in Eukaryota, Ciliophora, Oligohymenophorea, Peniculida, Parameciidae.
AUGAAAGAUACUACAACUAGACGUAUAUUUGAGAAAGAGAACUAAGCAGAAGUUUCAAAUAAUAUUGAAAAAAGAAAUAACCAAAAGUCAUUAACACAAUUAGUUUCAUUAACUCUGCUUAAUCAUUAACCAAAUUUCGAAUUCAAGAGUAUUGAUGUAAAAUAGUAGUAUUCUCAACAAAACUACCUUACAUAAAGAAAUCCCAAUGUUUAAAGUUUACACUAUCGGCCUGAACAAAAAUAAAAAACUACAAUUUGCACAACUAUUUAGAUAUACUCUCCAAUAAAAGUUAGAUAGACUACUUAAAUUAGUUAAAGCAUCCAUGAUCAUUCAACUAAAGAACCCAAGAAUUAACAAAACAGAUUUCUUUAUAAUUAUGGUGACAUUAUUUUGACAAACUACUAAAUCUAUGAUGGUAUUUAGAAGUUUGAAUUUUUAAAAAAACACUCAAUCAAUAGUUCUCUAAGAGCUAAGAUGAUAGACUGGAUGAUAGAAGUGUUGACCUCAUAUAAAUGCAAAGAUCAGACAUUCUUUUUGGCAGUAAGAUUGAUGGAUUAAUAUUUAAAUUUAUCUUUAAAAUCCCAUGCUCCAUAAGAUAUGCAUCUCAUAGGAGUUACAUGUAUGUUCAUAGCAUGUAAGUUUGAGGAGGUCUAACCAGUAAAAUUAUAAACUGUUCAUGAAAAAAUUGCGCAUAAAAAAUUAUCAAAAGAAGAAAUUAGAGAGAAAGAGAAUUAAAUUGGAUAAGCAUUAGAUUUUAAAUUCUUUGGAGCUACUCUUUAUGAAAUAAUAACAAUUACAUUACAAAUGAUUAAUUAAUAUUAAAAAUUACAUCAAAUAGUAGUUUAUUUAGCAAAGAUGAUAAUAUAUGAUUACUCAAUCAUUAGCUAAUUCAAUUACUCUUUGUUAUCAGCAGCAUGCAUAAUAAUAGGAUGCAACUUAUCAUGUCAAGAUUAGAGUGAUGAAAUUAUUGCUCAAGUUUUGUAAUUAUUGAAUGUCGACAAAGAUGCCACUUUGGAUUUAUCAAGUAGAAUAUUAAAUUUGGCAAAAAAUUUUGACAAACAAUUCUAAAAUUUGGAAAAUUUAAAAAAAUUCAAUAAGAAUUCUAUCCUAGAUAUUGUUAAGUUACAGAAAUGA